Aphanomyces invadans is the source of this 1684-nucleotide messenger RNA. RefSeq lists its product as hypothetical. The record is from RefSeq and is a predicted model, not a curated record. The transcript is spliced from 3 exons. The coding region runs from base 39 to 1607 and encodes 522 amino acids. Lineage: Eukaryota; Oomycota; Saprolegniomycetes; Saprolegniales; Verrucalvaceae.
GCAUAUUCCGGUCAGAUCGGUAUCGGCAACGCAUCUGCAUGCACAUCUGCGCCACCGCCAUGGACCAAACCCCAGAGUCGUCUCCAAGGGAGAAGCUACACCAGGUGGAUGAAGGAGCCACCAGUAGUCGUCGGCGGACGUCGCUACGUUUGGCGACGACGACUCCUCACGACAAAGCCACAUCUUCGUCGGCUAUGAUCGACACAUCAGCGCCGCCGUCAAAGAAGAAAGAGGAAAAGUACAUGGGUCUUGGUGUUAUGGUCGACUGCAAGGACGACCAAGGACAUUGGAAUCAAGGUCGAAUCAUCGACGUCAACGUGUCGGCUAGAUUGCUGAAGAUCCAUUACUCUGGCUGGCACAAGCGAUAUGACAACUGGAUGCCGCUCUCGUCCAUCGUCGCGCACGGGUCGCGCGUCAAGAACGCCACGCUAACCCCACAAAGUUUGAAACAAACUAACCUCCGGUCCAACCUGUUUCGCCUGAACCCCAAUUACGUCGAGCGCAAUCCGUCAAAAUUGCCAGCAGCUCCGCUAGCUCCGUCACGCCAAUUGUCCAAGGAAUCGGAAACGUCCGCAGCUGCCCCAACGACUUUGUCUCCGCAACUGCCAGUCCCGCCAGUCAAGAAAGCGCCGAUCCGCAUUUCACCGCGCACGAUGAUCGCCAACGAAUCUAGAUCGGACGACUCCGCACCGUCGUCAUCACCACCAGCGCACCAGAGCCCUCCUCGUCAGCGAAAGGUGAACACCGAGGUGAAGGCUGAACCACAAUUGGCGGAUAUUGGCGAGUCGUCGCCGCUGCCACCAGCUCGUCGCGCAUCCAGGCGACUCCUGCCUUGCAUAGAGGUCCCCACGGAUCCUCCCAUGGAUGAACUGCCGGCAUCUUCAGUACAGCCUGCCAAAUACUCCUCUUCAGGCCGAUCCUCGCGCCACGCCAGAGGCAAUGCUCCUCCUGUGACAAAACCAAGCACAGCGAUCAAGUUGAAUAAGUCAGACAGCCCACCAGUCGUAUCAAAUGCACUGUUCCCUACAAAGGCAGCAACCACAAAAUCUGCUAUUACAGCAAAGGCAAAAGGUCAAACACCUAAGAAGACUGGCGAACCAAUCUCUUCACCGUCGAAACUAAAAGGACCGGAUGCGACUCAGGUCAUUCAAAAGUCGAACAAGCGUACGGCGUCUGGUGCGCCCGUCGUGCCUCUCUCUGCGCCAUCGGCAAACCCUGCACAAGACGUUUCCAAACCAAACAAGAAACCGCGGGUGGGCACCAUUCACGAGAGCGAAUCUCUCGUAGAAGCCGCCUCGCCAAGGUCGAAUCCUGUCACGUCCGACAGCCCGAUCCCAUCCAAAUCCACGCUUGCCGAAAUCUUUCGAAAUCGCGUAAGAGACCAGCAGCUCCAACCUCUUGCAUUCAAGCAACGCCAAGCACCGCCGACCCAACAACUCGCCUACCGCGGAGGACCACCGAUCUCGGCCAAAGAACGCAAGCAGAACCGCGCGAGCAACCUCAUGUACAUGGAGCACCAAGAAGCUUUCCUUCGAGAAAGCAUCCAGCGAUGGACUCAAGUCCAACAGGACUUGAUUAAAGACGUGACGUCGGUCGUCGUGCUGUAGGAAAAACAAUCGUAGAAGACAAAAACGACCUAGAAAUACAUACAUCACAACACGAUUGUCGAGUUUCGUUGGGAGCG